UCCAUUGAAUGGCAUGGUCAUGUCUUAGCAGACAUAACAUCCCUCCUGAAGUGCGUACUGGAUGGAUCAGACUUCAUGAGAUGUCAGUCUAGAUUUUAAAAAAUGCGUAUCGAUUCAUAGAAUAUGAAUUGAAAAUGCCUUGAAGUCAAAUGUGUAAGAAAAUAUAAGAGGUAUAAUAGAAAACUAGUGUUAAAAAAUCUCCAUUGCAAGCAUGCACACAGCUAUUAGCAUUAACAUUGAAUCGGGAACACAAGCUGGAACAAGAGUAGUUAACUAGUUUACAGUAGAAAACAUUUGUAGAAAUAGUAGAUGUAAAAACUGCACAAAAAGUAAGAACUGCUAAUAGUGUGUAUAUAAAAGAGAGAGUGUGUGUAAGGGAGCAAAAGAGAUUGAGGAGGAAUCAUGUGAGACCUACAAAGAGUUCCUAUUGGCUGAAAGGACAGACCUCAUGCAUACUUAAUUGCUAACGUUGGUUUAUAAAUUAACUGCAUCACUAACUGUCCCAGUCAAAAUCCUUUUUGGGUCGAACAGUCGUUUUAAGGAGGAAGGAAGGAAAUUGCAUAAACGUUAACAUACUCAACAGAGAAUACCUACAGCACUUAAUACAUCGAAGAAGGUUUUCAAAGAUAAGAAGAGAGAGCAUUUACAAUGCUGUUUUACCCUGUGCUAGUAUUGCUACUGCUUUCCCUCAGUUUGCAACUCUCAACACAGUAUGAAGACUGCUCUUCCCAGUGUUUUACUUGUCUUCAAGACAUGUCAGAUUCAAAUACCGUCAACCAACUGGUAUGUGCCUUGGUGUGUAAGGGGAAACUUCGGACACUCUGUGAGCAAAAGAGAAAUAAGUGUGCUGAAGCAGUUCAAGCCUAUGAGUUGAAAGACUUAGAGAACAACAAUGAGAAAGGACCAACACAUGCUGAAGAUACAGAAUCCAAAGGAAUAUCGAUUGGUACAAUAGUCAAGAGGUAUGGAGGAUUCCUUAAGAAAAUUUACAAAAUUAAUUCCGAUAUUAGGAAAAAAGUUAACGAAAAAGACACAGAUAUAACUGGAAACACACCAAAGGUAUUGGGAAAACGAGUCCAAGAGUCCAAGGCAGACAUUCCACUGAACAGUGUUCAGUCUGCAGAGAAAAAUGAUGUGUACUUAAACAAUUCAGGUUUGAAUGAAGAUGACUGGUAUCAGAGGAUUUUGAGCCAAUACGCUCCAAUACACAUGAAUGAUUCUUCAGCAGAAAUACAUCUAAGGAGUUUAGAAAAAAGAUAUGGAGGUUUUUUGCGGAGAACUCUACCAAGAAUCAAGUGGCACAAUCAAAAGAGGUAUGGUGGGUUUCUAAGAAGACAUUUCAAGAUAUAUGGUAGAUCAAAUGGACACCUAAUACCUUGUCUCUUCAGUCAGCAAGUCACCACCUGAACCUACUUUACUUAAUCAUCAGUGCAAGAUAUCUAUUGGGUUUUGCACUUAAUGAUAAG
Hypomesus transpacificus is the source of this 1466-nucleotide messenger RNA. Its product is annotated as proenkephalin-B-like. The record is from RefSeq and is a predicted model, not a curated record. NCBI's taxonomy places the organism in Eukaryota, Metazoa, Chordata, Actinopteri, Osmeriformes, Osmeridae. The transcript is spliced from 3 exons. Gene Ontology annotation, cellular component: plasma membrane; dendrite; neuronal cell body. The coding region runs from base 649 to 1407 and encodes 252 amino acids. Gene Ontology annotation, biological process: chemical synaptic transmission; sensory perception; neuropeptide signaling pathway. Gene Ontology annotation, molecular function: opioid receptor binding.